Messenger RNA from Sebastes umbrosus (honeycomb rockfish), 2920 nucleotides. RefSeq names its product ribosomal protein S6 kinase beta-2-like. The transcript has 16 exons. Gene Ontology annotation, biological process: protein phosphorylation; signal transduction. Gene Ontology annotation, molecular function: ATP binding; protein serine/threonine kinase activity. The record is from RefSeq and is a predicted model, not a curated record. Lineage: Eukaryota; Metazoa; Chordata; Actinopteri; Perciformes; Sebastidae. Bases 228 to 1646 code for a protein of 472 amino acids.
CGACGCGUUGAUGACGCGUCAUCCAGCCUCCUUUCUAUAGGCCUUGAAUAGCAUGAAGGGAACCUAAACAGCUCUCUGUUGUCAGUGUGUGCUGCUGCUGUUUAGCUGACUAAACUAAAGUGUAACAAGAACAAUGGCGGUCACAGCUGUUUGUGUAUAGAAACUGCUUCAGGUUGUGAAACCACCAGACUGAGAAGGAAGCACCGGAUGAAGGAAGCGCUCACAGGAUGGCAGGAGUGUUCGACAUAGACUUGGAGACUGAGGACAUCAGUGAUACAGAGGAUGAUGUCUGUGACUUCACUGUGACAGAACCAGAGAAUGUGCAGACAGAGGAGGUGGAGUUGACCAGUGAAAGUGUCAACAGAGACAGUGAGAGAGUUGGACCUGACUGUUUCGAGCUUCUUACUGUGCUGGGAAAAGGAGCCUAUGGCAAGGUCUUCCAGGUGAGGAAGGUUCAAGGUGCUCAGACCGGGAAGAUAUUUGCCAUGAAGGUCCUGAGAAAGGCGAAGAUAGUGUGUAAUGCUAAAGACACGGCCCAUACGCGAGCAGAGCGGGAGAUCCUGGAGACGGUGAGACACCCGUUCCUCGUGGAUCUGCACUACGCCUUCCAGACCGGGGGGAAACUCUACCUCAUUUUGGAGUGUCUGAGUGGAGGGGAGCUGUUUAUGCAGCUAGAGAAGGAAGGCAUCUUCAUGGAGGACACUGCUUGUUUCUAUCUAGGAGAGAUCACAUUGGCUCUCGGUCACCUCCACUCUAAUGGGAUUAUUUACCGAGACCUCAAACCUGAAAACAUCAUGCUUAAUCAACAAGGACACAUCAAGCUAACUGACUUUGGCCUCUGUAAGGAAUCCAUUCACGAUGGAUCCGUCACACACACCUUCUGUGGCACCAUAGAGUACAUGGCUCCAGAGAUCCUGACCAGGUCGGGUCACAACAGAGCAGUAGACUGGUGGAGCCUCGGGGCCCUGAUGUACGAUAUGAUGACCGGAUCGCCUCCAUUCACAGCUGAAAACAGGAAGAAGACCAUUGAUAAGAUCUUGAAGUGUAAACUCAAUCUGCCCCCAUACCUGACCAUUGAUGCCAGGGACCUCAUCAAGAAGCUGUUGAAGAAGAAUCCAACCCAAAGACUUGGCUCCAGUAAAACAGACUGUGCUGAUAUUCAGAAACACCCGUUCUUCAGGCAUAUCAGCUGGGAUGACCUGCUGAGCAAGACAGUGGAGCCGCCAUACAAGCCACAACUGCAUUCGGACGAGGAUGUAAGCCAGUUUGACACCAGAUUUACCAGACAGACACCGGUGGACAGUCCAGACGAUACUACACUGAGUCACAGUGCAGAGCUGGCUUUUGCUGGUUUCACCUACGUGGCUCCAUCGGUCCUGGAGAGUCUAAAAGAAGGCUUCUCAUUCGAACCUCGAACGAGACCUGUACGCCGACACAACAGCAGCCCACGCACACCCAUCAGUCCUCUGAAAUUUUCUUCAGCUGGACCUUUCAAGUCCUGCAUGGAUGGAGAGUCGGAUCUUUUCUCUCCCACCUCUCCACCGGCAGCUCCAGCUCCAGUUCCCGUCUCACUGGAAAACGGCUCUGCCAGUCAGCCGAUCAGGACGCCUGCAAGGAACAAGAAGCAGAAGGCACUUCGGAGAUGAGGAGGAAGCCCUACGUACUCUCCUCAAGACCGUGGUCAGAUUAACAUUUUCCAUCGUAUAUCAUAAGUGUUGAGGCACAGAGCUGAAGUGUUUUUUGCUGGUAUCAUGCUUUUUUUUUUUUUGAAGUGGUUUAACUUAAGAGGUCCCUGAAAAGCCAAAAUCAAAAGUGGAAAAGCUCUCCAUUUUCUUUUUUCUCAUGUUCAUCUCUGAAAACAAAUACACUGGUAUUUGGGCUUACUAUUCAGGACUUCCUGUUUGUCAUAUAACUAUCUACAGGUAGAUCACUCUACACAGAACCACUGGAUCAACGUGGGAUUUUCAUGCUUUUACUUUCAUUUGUCUCAGAUGGUCACUAUAUUGCAUGAAGCUGUAAUUUACAGUUUCCAUACGUCUGCACUCAUAGUUCACACUGUGGCACUGAUGUAUAUAUAUGGGAAACAAUGACUUCAUAUCAAUAUUUUAUACAAAAAGCACUGGAAAGAGGGCAACAGAGCCAACGAUUCUUCUUCACCAACUUCGAGGUCAGGUAAACGAUGGAUUAAUUGGUGACAGUGUUUCAUUUUGUACAUACAUGCUAGUGCAAUUACAGUAAAGGGAAGCUUUGAGAUAAAGCUUUUUUGGGGUUUAAUUAGUUCAUCAGUUUGUGCAAAGAGGUCGGCUAUCAAUUAGACAACUGAUGAAGGACCAACUCGAUUGAAGUCCUGUGUGAAAGCGACCUUCAGCCAUCAAGUUAUGAAGUACAUCUUGACUGCACAAGCUUAAAGUAGUAAUAUUUGCUCAUGUGUCAGGGUGGGACUUAAUCAUGUAGAAAUCGGAAACAGAAGAUAAUGUAUUCACGAAUGUCAUAUUUGAUCUCAAGUGAACAUUUCUGUGUGAAAAUACUGUGUGGUGACCAUAUUCAUCGGUGCUUCUCAUUUCUCUGAGCUUUUCUUAACAGAGAAUCUUCAUGACAACUGCCAAAGCUUUAAACGCAUCCUAUCCUCAUAUUGUACAAACGGACCAAUCACAGUAUCAUAGAGUGUGCACUUGACAAGAGGGAUAUUUAUUCAUUUGGGUAAACAAGGAGGUUGUGAUCUAUCACCCUUGAUUUAAAAAAAAAAUUAAAAAUAGCCCCUGUAUUGUAAUCAAAAUAUUACCAUGUGAUACCUCCAUAUAGUUAGUACAAUGUACAGCCAAAGCAGGAAGUUAAAAGCUGUGCUCUCAGGAAGCAAAUUAUAAUGUUGUAUAAAAAGUAUUUUGGGUUACCGAAUAAACUUAUUUUUACACAUGAAAAA